Molecule: messenger RNA, 255 nt
Organism: Gongylonema pulchrum
Lineage: Eukaryota; Metazoa; Nematoda; Chromadorea; Rhabditida; Gongylonematidae
Source: the annotation of a GenBank genome assembly
AUGAGUAACCGUCAUGAGAGAGUCUGGGGCGGGAAUCUUCCACCUGGAGUUUUCGCUCGAGAAGACGUUGAUGCAAGUACUUAUAUCGGUGGAUUAUUAGCUGAGGAUGAAUUGGACUGGAUGACGCUGUUCAAUGUAUCAACAGGCACAACAAAAGAGAUUUCAGGAGGAAAUGCCAUGGAUGGAUUUUUCACUGGCAUUGUUAAACUUCGUUCCGUAACCGAAUUUGACUUGGGGAAACUGAUUGAAAGGUAA